Molecule: messenger RNA, 1323 nt
Organism: Cuscuta epithymum
Lineage: Eukaryota; Viridiplantae; Streptophyta; Magnoliopsida; Solanales; Convolvulaceae
Source: the annotation of a GenBank genome assembly
GUAUAACACAAAAUUCAUGUUAGUAAUUAGCACAUAAUAUUUAAUAAUCAAUAAAUAUUCAUCAUAAAUUAAAAAUAAAAAACAUUAAUACCUUAAAUCUUCAUCAUAAAUUAAAAUCAAUGGAAAAGGUGGUUAAAAAAAGGUAAAAGAAAAAAAUGAAGUACGUAGAAACUAGAAAGCAAAAAGCAGGAGGUUAAGAAAAAGAAGGCGGAUGAAGGGCACUACACAAUAAGCUAUUCAUCAUGCCUGACCGCAUCUCCAUAAAAGCUGGGCCGCAUCUCCAUAAAAGCAGGGCCUGUAGUCCACAUACGGAGGGAGCCGAGAAAGAAUACCGAUGGAAGUACAAAGAAUUACAAAAAUACCCGGAUGUACAGUACAUCCGGGUGUAUGAUAUAAUUUACGCUGGUUUUCCGGCUACUGUUAAACUUCCGCCUAGCCGCUGCCGUGCCGUUGCCGCUAGGGGUCGCCGGGGCCUAGAGGGGGUACAGUGGUGGUGGGGGAGCAUGGUUUUGCAGAUGGUUACUUUCCGGCUUGUUUUCCGACUUCCCACCGGUGCUGCUAGGGCGGAAGCCGGAACUUGGCAGGGGUGGGGGGAGGCGUUGACCGAUGACGUGGCCUCCUGAGCUUGGGAUGCGGCGCACCGAUGCUGGCCCGAAUGACAUAAGUUAUUAGGCUGACCCGGGAACCUGUACAAACCCUAGUGGACUGCUCUGUUAUUGGACUGCUGGUACUACAUGCGGCCCAUGCGGGGGACUGGAUCUUGCUCGGUGGGCUUCGGGCAGAUACGGAUAGGGGAAGCUUGCUACCCUGGAUGCUUUGACUUUGGUGGACUAUGGCGCUGGGCUUGCGGGCUUUUAUUAGCAAACGGCCCAGUAGUUUCCUUUGAGGGGUGUCUGACUUUUGUUGUUUGGAUGCUUGGGCUGGGACGUUAUUCUGGAUGCAGUGGGCAAUUGUUUGUCUGCUACCUCCUGACGUGGAUGCUACGGGCCUUGAUUGGCUUUUAUUUUGGGUCCACAUUUAUGGCAUGAGGCUUUUUGAUUUUUGUGGAUGUUAAUUUUGGACCUUUUGGGUGAUGUUUCUUGAACACUUAGCCGGGGCAUAUCCAGUGCAAGUUUGGAUUACUAAGGGAGUGUUUGCAAAAACUUAAAAAAAAAAAUACUUCUCAGUUUUUUGUUUCAAAAAACACUUAUUUACCAAAUACUACUAUUUUUUACUUUUUCUCGGCUUGCGUGUGAAAAAUGUUUUUCCCUUUUCUAUUACACAAAAAACACUUAUUUUAUCAAACACUACCAACUUUUACUUUUCAAAAUCACUUUUUUCUCA